CUUUGCCGUGUAUCUAUAUAUUUUCUCAAAUAUCCAUUAUAUUUAUUAUUUAACUUAUGGAAGCUGAACGUAUUCGUGAAGGUGUGAAAUUGAUGCAAGAAGGAGAAAAAGCGUCAACCAAAGGACUUUUUAGAAAACCAGAUUGGGAUCUCGCUGCAAGUUGUUUUGAACGAGCAGCCACUUCUUUCAAGAUUGCACGUUCAUACGAUCAAGCUGUUCAAGCAUUUACCAAAACAUCUGAAGCAUAUUUCAAAGCUGAUGGUAUUCAUCUUGCAGGUAAAGCUAUGGAGAAUGCUGGGUUCCUCUUGGCACAAAACUUGAACCAGCCCCAACGAGCAGCUGAAGCAUACAAACAAGCAAGUGAUCUAUUUAUGGCAGACGGGAAAAUGGACCGAGCAGCUGAACAAUUAGAAAAGGCAGCAAGAUCUAUGGAAAACAUUGAUGUGAAUGCGGCUAUUGAACUUUAUAGUGCUGCUUGUUCACUUUUUGAACAAGAAGACCGUGGUCGGUUUGCUCAAGAAAUCUUCAAAAAGGCUAUUUCCUUGUCCGUCAGAAGCAGAAAAUAUGCCAAAGCUAUUGAACUUAUCCAUCGUCAAUCUACUGUGCUUCAAAAAUUAGCAAGUCGGACUCAUCUUUACAAAGCCAAUCUUAGUCUUUUGAUUAUCUUGUUUGCUCUUGGUGAUGAAGUGGAAGCUGGAAAACAAUUCAAUGCUAUGUGUGGAAAUGAUGCAGGAUUUGCUCAAAGUGAAGAAGCGGAUAUUGGGCAAAGUUUGUUACAAGCAUAUGACGAAUUGGAUCAACCACUGUUGGAAAAAACUGUUCGACGACAACAAGUGACAUUUUUGGAUAAUGAAGUUGCCAAACUUUCUAGAACUCUAACUGUUCCUGGUGAAAGUCUCUCUACUCAACCUCCAACUUCUUAUCGUGGCCCACCUUCUUCAAAUCAUCAAGCUUAUCAAUACAAUAACAAACCUCCUCCAUCAUCAUCAUCUGCAGUUUAUGGAAUUACAUCUGAUCCAUAUGAUCGACAUUCACCAAAUCAUCCAUCUUCAGCACCACCCUCGUCAUUACCCCCACCACCUCAAUACUCUGGACCACAACAAGGUUACCCACCAGAAAAACAACAAGGAUAUCCAUCAGAAAAACAACAUCCACCAGUGACAGAUAUUGAUUUAGACGAAGAAUUUGCUCGAUUGAAUACAAAUCCUUCACCAUAUCAACCACCAAAACAUAAUCAAGGACAUACUCCUCCUCCUCCUGCUUUUCCACAACAUGACGAUGAUGAUGAAGAUGAUCUCCGAUAAAUCAGAAAAUACGGUGUGGAAAAAAAAAUGUGGGGCCCUCGGUAAGACAUUUAAUAAUUGUCCGCUGGUUUUAGUUUUAAUAUUUUUGUGUAGUUACAUAUAUAUAUUUAUAUUUAUAUUGAUUCACAAUAAAAAAAAAUUGAACUUUUCUUUUUA
Molecule: messenger RNA, 1460 nt
Organism: Halteromyces radiatus
Lineage: Eukaryota; Fungi; Mucoromycota; Mucoromycetes; Mucorales; Cunninghamellaceae
Product: soluble NSF attachment protein
Exons: 7
Coding region: 57-1304 (415 amino acids)
Biological process (GO): intracellular protein transport
Cellular component (GO): vacuolar membrane; SNARE complex
Molecular function (GO): syntaxin binding; soluble NSF attachment protein activity
Source: RefSeq, a predicted model, not a curated record